AUGGGAACUUCAAUUAAAAGUGAAGCAAUGCAUUUUCUUGGAAUUCCAACCACUCGUGCACUUAGUCUUGUUACAACUGGAAAAUACGUGAGACGUGACAUGUUUUAUGAUGGCAAUCCAAAAGAUGAACCUGGUGCAAUCGUGUGUCGUGUGGCCCAAUCUUUUCUUCGUUUUGGCUCUUUCCAAAUACACGCUUCACGAGGCGAAGAACACUUCAAUAUUGUUAGAAGUUUAUCCGAUUACACCAUCAAACACCACUUUCCUCAUAUAGAAACCAUGACAAAAAACGACGACAGUUUAUCUUUCUUUACCAAUGAUGUAGAUCUAACUUCAAACAAGUAUGCAGCUUGGUUGGUGGAAGUUGCUGAACGCACUGCUUCACUAAUUGCAAAAUGGCAGGGUGUGGGGUUCACACAUGGUGUUUUAAAUACAGACAACAUGAGCAUAUUAGGGUUGACUAUUGAUUAUGGCCCUUUUGGGUUUCUUGACGCUUUUGACCCUAGAUUUACUCCAAACACAACUGAUCUUCCAGGAAGAAGAUAUUGUUUUGCAAAUCAACCUGAUACUGGCUCAUGGAAUAUAGCCCAGUUUGCAUUAUCUCUUUCAUCUGCUAAACUCAUUAACAAGAAAGAAUUCGAAUACGCUAUGGAAAGAUAUGGUGAUAAAUUUAUGGAUGAGUAUCAGGUGAUAAUGACGAAAAAGAUUGGAUUGUUAAAGUAUAAUAAAGAGCUUGUUAAUGAACUACUCAACAACAUGGCUGUUGACAAAGUUGAUUACACAAACUUCUUUAGAUUACUUUCCAACAUCCGUGUUGAUUCCGAUUCCGAUGUUCCGGAGUCGGAAUUGUUGAUUCCGCUCAAGUCUGCUUUGCUAGAUAUUGGAAAAGAGCGAAGAGACGCUUGGACUAGCUGGAUGAAACAUUAUAGAACCGAGUUGUCUGCUAGUGGUGUUUCGGAUAAGGAAAGGAAAGCUUCAAUGGAUUCGGUGAAUCCGAAGUAUGUUCUCCGGAAUUACCUAUGCCAGAGUGCGAUUGAUAUGGCGGAACAAGGUGAUUUUGAAGAGGUGAGACGGUUGUUAAAGGUAAUGGAAAGGCCGUUUGAUGAGCAGCCUGGAAUGGAAAGGUACGCGCGGUUGCCACCCGCAUGGGCUUAUCGCCCGGGUGUGUGCAUGUUGUCUUGUUCAUCGUGA
Lactuca saligna is the source of this 1188-nucleotide messenger RNA. The record is from the annotation of a GenBank genome assembly. NCBI's taxonomy places the organism in Eukaryota, Viridiplantae, Streptophyta, Magnoliopsida, Asterales, Asteraceae.